GAGCAGAGUGCGCCUGCGCGGCCGCCCGGGUGGCUGGGCCGUGGCGGAGCGUUCCAUGGCCGGCGGCGCGGGACCAUGACCGAUUACAGCGAGGAGCAGCGCAACGAGCGGGAGGCGCUGGAGUCCAUCUACCCGGACUCGUUCACAGUGUUAUCAGAAAACCCAACAAGUUUCACUAUCACAGUGACAUCUGAAGCAGGAGAAAAUGAUGAAACUGUUCAGGCAACCCUUAAAUUUACCUAUGGAGAAAAAUAUCCAGAUGAAACUCCACUUUAUGAAAUAUUCUCCCAGGAGAACCUUGAAGAUAAUGAUGUCACAGACAUAUUAAGCCUUCUAGCACAACAGGCAGAAGAGAACUUGGGGAUGGUGAUGAUCUUCACUCUAGUGUCAGCUGUACAAGAGAAAUUAAAUGAAAUAGUGGAUCAAAUAAAAACAAGGCAAGAGGAGGAAAAGAAACAGAAGGAAAGAGAAGCAGAGGAGGCAGAAAAGCUAUGUUUCCAUGGCACCCCUGUUACAAUCGAGAAUUUCCUAAGCUGGAAAGCAAAGUUUGAUGCAGAGCUCCUAGAAAUUAAAAGAAAAAAGAUGAAAGAAGAGGAGCAAUCAGGCAGAAAUAAAUUAAGUGGAAAACAGCUAUUUGAAACCGAUCAUAAUCUUGACACAUCUGACAUACAAUUCUUAGAAGAAGCUGGAAACAGUGUGGAAGUAGAUGAAUCCUUGUUCCAGGAAAUGGAUGACUUGGAGUUGGAUGAUGAAGAGGAUGACACUGAUUACAACCCUGUUGGUUUAGAUAGUGACUAGACUGAAUUUGCUGAACUGGCUGUGUCAUUAGUAUGCAUGGAUACGUGGGGAGAAAGGCAGUCAGGAAAGCCACAGUAUCUGUGGCUCUACCAUGCAUGUAUUGGUUUUCAUUUUUGAAGGAAAAAACUUUUAAUUUCAGGAGAAUACUCUUCUGAUGACUUGCAUCAUAAUUAAUAAAUUGACUUUAACAUUUCAAAUGUGAAA
This is a messenger RNA of Gopherus flavomarginatus (Mexican gopher tortoise), 1002 nucleotides long. RefSeq names its product RWD domain containing 1 (gene RWDD1). Gene Ontology annotation, molecular function: protein binding. Gene Ontology annotation, biological process: cytoplasmic translation. Lineage: Eukaryota; Metazoa; Chordata; Testudines; Testudinidae. The record is from RefSeq and is a predicted model, not a curated record. The transcript is spliced from 7 exons. Bases 76 to 798 code for a protein of 240 amino acids.